Apis cerana (Asiatic honeybee) is the source of this 1210-nucleotide messenger RNA. RefSeq names its product waprin-Phi1. Gene Ontology annotation, biological process: innate immune response; antibacterial humoral response. The record is from RefSeq and is a predicted model, not a curated record. NCBI's taxonomy places the organism in Eukaryota, Metazoa, Arthropoda, Insecta, Hymenoptera, Apidae. Gene Ontology annotation, molecular function: serine-type endopeptidase inhibitor activity. Gene Ontology annotation, cellular component: extracellular region.
UUUAUGCAAAUUUUACAAAUAACGGAUGGAAAAAAAUGUGAAAGUAAUUAUUUCACAUAAUCUAUUAUUCAAAAAUAAAUAUCAUACAUUUUUAAUACAACUUUUAUAAUAUUGCCGUUUUAAUCGAAACAUUUAGAUUAUAUAAAUAUAUAAUAUAAUAUAAUAAAUUGAAUAAUAAUUCCUUAAUCAAAUUAUAAGUACGAAUAAACAUUUAUAAAUAUUCAAAAAUUAUUUUUCAAAAAUGUAAAAUUGACAACUUGUUAUUGAUACAUGUAUUUUUUGCAAAUAAUAUAUUUAAUAUAUGUUGAAGUAUAAAUGAUGUCAUAUUCGUGUACAUAAUGGCAAACGCAUUUCUGAAUAAAACAUGCAAUUGAAAGUGUGCUCGACAGUAUCGAAUAACCUGUCGUGCUAUCAACAUCAUAGGAAUAACUAAGCGUGUUUAAAUUUUCAAAAAGUGUUCAACGUUUGUGGCGAACGACAUACGUUUCUUUCCUUACAAUAUACAAUUAUCUUUGGUAUCAUAAAGUAAUUUUAUGCAAGGAAAACAUUGAACAAUGAAGCUUUUAAUAAUUUUCACAUUGAUGUUAUACUUCACCAUUACAUAUGGUCAAUUCAGAGAUGAAUACAGAUAUGAACCAUUUGUUGAGAAACCAGGUUCCUGUCCACCACCAUUGCCAGUGUAUAUUUGUAGUCAAUCUUGUUUUUCUGAUUCACAUUGCUUAGGAAUUGGCAAAUGUUGUCCUACUAAUUGUGGAGGCUUUGUUUGCACAAAACCUGUGACUAUGAGGAAAACUUCUAAAGAAAAACCAGGUUCCUGCCCAGCAAUACCUAAAGGAAGAUGGAUAUGUUCAUCAACUUGUAGUGUUGAUAGUGAUUGCAGAGGAACAAUGAAAUGUUGUAAGAAUCGUUGUGGAGCCAUGGCUUGUCAAAAGCCAGAUAUUCAAGAAUCUAUAGACAUCCCACUGUCAGAAGAUUCUUAUGAUAUUUCCAGAAAUGUCAAUCCCAGAGUCAAUCCAAAUAAUUAUCCUUAUUAUUUUUAUAAUAAUUAGUAAAAAUAAUUGCAAAUCAUGCUAAAGCAUUAAUAUGAAAAUAUAAUUUUUAUUUACUAUUAUAUUAAUAAAAUAUUCUGUGCCAUAUUUCUAUUAUACCAAAAAUAAAUAAUUGUAAUAUAUUUAUAUCAUUUAAUAAUAAAUUUAUAUUUUCAUGUUAA